This is a messenger RNA of Balaenoptera ricei (Rice's whale), 2554 nucleotides long. It is a transcript of the gene PKDCC, whose product is annotated as protein kinase domain containing, cytoplasmic. The record is from RefSeq and is a predicted model, not a curated record. The transcript has 8 exons. NCBI's taxonomy places the organism in Eukaryota, Metazoa, Chordata, Mammalia, Artiodactyla, Balaenopteridae. The coding region runs from base 168 to 1745 and encodes 525 amino acids. Gene Ontology annotation, biological process: protein phosphorylation. Gene Ontology annotation, molecular function: non-membrane spanning protein tyrosine kinase activity; ATP binding.
GGCCGAUGUGCAGCCCGCGAGGGGCCGGGGUCGGGGCCGCCGGGGCCAUGCGCGCGGGCUGGGCAGGGGACCCGCGGGGUGCAGAGCGUAGCCGCUUCGGAGCCUGAGCCUCCCGGGGCCGCGGCCGGGAAGCCGCGCGGGGCCGGCCGGCCGGGGGGAGGGGAGCGAUGCGGCGCCGGCGGGCGGCGGUGGCCGCGGGUUUCUGCGCCUCCUUCCUGCUGGGCUCGGUCCUCAACGUGCUCUUCGCACCGGGCUCGGAGCCUCCGCGGCCAGGCCAGUCCUCCGGGCCCUCGCCAGACCCGGGCCCGGGCCGUCGCGGGGGCCGCGGGGAGCUGGCCCGGCAGAUCCGAGCGCGCUACGAGGAGGUGCAGCGCUAUUCCCGCGGGGGCCCCGGUCCCGGGGCCGGCCGGCCGGAGCGGCGGCGCCUGAUGGACCUAGCUCCGGGCGGCCCGGGCCUGCAGCGUCCCCGCCCCCCGCGGGCCCGGCCCCUGCCCGACGGCGCUCCGGGCUGGCCCCCGGCUCCUGGCCCGGGCUCCCCCGGGCCGGGAUCCUCCGGCCCGGGCCCGCGCCUGGGCUGCGCCGCGCUCCGUAACGUGUCCGGCGCACAGUACGUGGGCUCCGGCUACACCAAGGCCGUGUACCGGGUCCGCCUGCCCGGCGGCGUCGCGGUGGCGCUCAAGGCGGUGGACUUCAGCGGCCACGAUCUGGGGAGCUGUGUGCGCGAGUUCGGGGCGCGGAGGGGCUGCUAUCGGCUGGCGGCCCACAAGCUGCUGAAGGAGAUGGUGCUGCUGGAGCGGCUGCGGCACCCCAACGUGCUGCAGAAAGACCAGAGCAGAGGAAAAAUGAAGGUGCCAGAAAGUGAAAAUGAUGAAGCAAAGACAAGGAUUAGAGCAGAGGAGGAGCUCUAUGGCUACUGCUACCAGGACAGCGAGGACAUCCCGGACACCCUGACCACCAUCACGGAGCUGGGCGCCCCUGUGGAAAUGAUCCAGCUGCUGCAGACUUCCUGGGAGGAUCGCUUCCGAAUCUGCCUGAGCCUGGGCCGCCUCCUCCACCACCUGGCCCACUCUCCGCUGGGCUCGGUCACUCUGCUGGACUUCCGCCCCCGACAGUUCGUGCUGGUGGAUGGGGAACUGAAGGUGACAGAUCUGGAUGACGCCCGCGUGGAGGAGACACCGUGCACAGGCAGCGCUGACUGCACACUCGAGUUCCCAGCCAGGAACUUCACCCUGCCCUGCUCAGCCCAGGGCUGGUGCGAGGCCAUGAAUGAGAAACGCAACCUCUACAAUGCCUACAGGUUUUUCUUCACAUACCUCCUGCCCCACAGUGCCCCACCCUCACUGCGGCCUCUCUUGGACAGCAUUGUCAACGCCACAGGAGAGCUCACCUGGGGGGUGGACGAGACCCUGGCCCAGCUGGAGAAGGUGCUGCACCUGUACCGGAGCGGGCAGUAUCUGCAGAACUCCACGGAGGCCGGCAGAGCCGAGUACCAGCACCUCCCAGGCAGUACCAUCCCCCAGGAAGACUACCGCUGCUGGCCGUCCUACCACCACGGAAGCUGCCUCCUCUCAGUGUUCAACCUGGCCGAGGCUGUGGACAUCUGUGAGAGCCACGCCCAGUGCCAGGCCUUUGUGGUCACCAACCAGACCACUUGGACAGGUCGGCAACUAGUCUUUUUCAAGACAGGAUGGAGCCACGUGGUCCCUGAUCCCAGCAAGACCACAUAUGUGAGGGCCUCUGGCUGACCUGUCUGUGGGCUCAGCUGACCAUCCCUGCCAGCUGGGCUUGCCUGUGACUUGCACUGGCAGCACUGCAUGUCACCUGGGCACCCCUGCAGACAAGGCUGACAUCCCCGACAGACCGAGGUGACCAGGACAACGUGCAAUAAUGCCACAUGUUAAAAUGUGAGUUUACCAGUCUAGGUCUGGGACUGCUGGCUCCCGGGCAGGAAUCAUGGAGGGCUGACUGCCCCUCUCACCCUCUGGGCUGCCAGCGAGGCUCAGGACGGUCCCCCCAUGGGGGGCUCUGCCCCUCACUGGGACGGUUCUGGGGGCAGCCCCAUCACUGCGUUCGUAGCGCAAGAAUGUAGCCAGAGCCCCUGCGGCUGGUGCUGCUGCAUGUGCCAUGGCCCGGCGGGGGCCGCGUGGGGACAAUCAGUCACGGAGUGUUCUCUUAGCCAAGCUCCUGACCGGAGACUUGAAGGGAUGCUCCGGGAGGUGGGUGAUUCUGUACCUGGGGCGGCCGCCUCUGGGCACCUGACAGGGGCGCUCACCGGCCAGCCCAGGAGCGGGGGGCAGAGGAGCACACAAGGUAUGAGCCAAGUCAUGGGGUUGAGGAGCAGGUAGCAGUUUGAGCCAGGACCCGGGGCGGGGGUGGGGCCGGGGCCUUUCUGCUUCAUUUGCUUUCAGUGAAAGCCACAAAGCAGCCAAAAGCAGCCUCUCCCUGCUCCUGGAGUUUGUAUAUCCAGAAGCUUUUGUACUUCUUGUUCAUUAAAAUGUUUAUUUUUAUAAGAAAAAAAAAUCAAUUAAUAAAAUGACAUUUCAUGGCAAGGACU